CAGCUGGUAAUGACAGUAGAUAAUUUUGAAAAUGAAAUAAAAUUGCAUUGAAAGCGAAUAUAACCUAAUAAUUUAAAAAUGAAUUCUAGUUUAGUGUUUAGAAUGUGUAAUAGGCUAGUUUUACCAUCGAUGGUUGCGAGAGGAUAUGCUUACAAAACGAUAAAACGACCUGAUCCCAAAACUUUGAAAAUGCCUUCGCCGGCUUCUGCGCCAAGUAUAAUGGAUAUUAUUAAAGAGAAAAUACGACUUAACGGGCCAAUCACUGUGGCUGAAUACAUGCACAUAGUCAUUACAAAUCCUACUGAAGGUUAUUACAUGAAAAAGGAAGUUAUAGGCGAAAGCGGUGACUUCGUGACGUCUCCUGAAAUCACUCAACUUUUUGGUGAAAUACUAGCGAUUUGGUUUUGUGCUGAGACUCAGAAAAUGGGACCUAGCAAGCCCUUGCAGAUUGUAGAACUGGGGCCUGGAAAAGGCACGUUAUUGUUAGAUGUUUUAAGGGUUUUAAAUCGCCUGGGUUAUAAAGGAUCUGAUGUCAGUUUGCACCUUGUGGAGAUCUCGACAACAAUGCAAGCUAUACAAGCCAACAGAUUAUGUAUGUCUCAUAGACCAGUUGAUAUUGAUAUGCCCCACAACCAUGAGGGAGAAACAGUAAGUGGCAUCAAGGUAUAUUGGUACAAUGAUUUGAAGAAAGUACCCAAUGCAUUCUCCUGGUACAUUGCACAUGAGUUCUUCGAUGUACUUCCUAUACACAAAUUUGAAAAAACUGACAAAGGUUGGCGGGAACUCUUGAUAGAUCUAGAUAAAAAUAAUAAGUUAUACUAUAGAAUAUCUGGUGAGGAAACACAGUCAGUUAAGAUGUUGGUGAGGCCUCCAUUGGAUUCAGGAGACAGGACUGAGCUCGAGAUCAGUGCACGAGGUCUAGGAGUGGCCAGGCAGUUAGCCCAGAGAGUGGAUGAGUUUGGAGGCUUAGCAUUGAUAGCUGACUAUGGUCAUGAGGGUGAAAAAGGCGACACUUUCAGGGCUUUCCACAAACACCAACUGGUAGACCCACUUGAGAACCCGGGGGCCAGUGACCUUACAGCUGAUGUAGACUUUUCCCAACUCAGGAUAGCAGCAUCGAAAUCUCCUGGAGCUGAGAACUUUGCUUUAGUUGUAGGACCUGUUAAGCAGAAAGAGUUCUUGGAAAGAUGCCAGGCUGAAUUAAGGUUACAGGUCCUAAUGGAUAAUGCUAAAACUGAAGAGGAUAAAGAAAAAAUCAAAAGUGCUUAUGAAAUGCUUGUAGAUCCGAAAAAAAUGGGAGAGAGAUUUAAGUUUAUGGCAUUUUACCCGUCGUCAAUGGCUGAGAUACUCGACAAAUAUCCGCCCCUUGGAUUUUCUACCACCAAAUCAUAAGAUAUAAAAUGUGUUCUAUUUUUAUAGAAAUAAAAACUAUAGAUAUUUGCAACUUCA
Manduca sexta (tobacco hornworm) is the source of this 1449-nucleotide messenger RNA. Its product is annotated as protein arginine methyltransferase NDUFAF7 homolog, mitochondrial. Lineage: Eukaryota; Metazoa; Arthropoda; Insecta; Lepidoptera; Sphingidae. Gene Ontology annotation, molecular function: protein-arginine omega-N symmetric methyltransferase activity. The record is from RefSeq and is a predicted model, not a curated record. Bases 79 to 1392 code for a protein of 437 amino acids. Gene Ontology annotation, biological process: mitochondrial respiratory chain complex I assembly. The transcript has 6 exons. Gene Ontology annotation, cellular component: mitochondrion.